AUGAAAGAGAACAUUUGGCAUAUUCAUGUUCGCCACGGAUGCCGUGUCCACGUUCUUGCACCAAAGGAUGGCGACGGUCUUAACCGUAAGGUUCUCCUGUCGGGCUCAGAGCGUGCAGUUGAGGUCGCCGAGGACAACAUCAAACAAUCGCAAAGUCUGCAAACAAACGGAGAUCCCCUCAUCGAAAUUCAGAGGCCUACAGUUUCUGUUCUGAGCUCUAGGGAUGCCUUGAAUCGCAAAAAACUCCCGAUCCCGGUGAUCCGUGGGGUCUGGACUUUCCCUAAGCCCAAGAAAGAGCACUUAACUUUGGAUGAAGUCAUCAAAGCUGGCCCGUCUUUUGGUACUGUCAAAGAGUUUGCUGAGCAUAUUGAAGACUUGGUCAAUACCCACAGACUGAAAUCGAUUGAGAGAGCUCAGGAUAAAGUUGACGUGGCUCCGGAGGAGCAGAUCGCGAAACGCAUUGUACAGCUAUUUGGCGGAGAUACAAACCAAAAGGUCAUCUCGACUGCGGCAUUGAACAGCGCUCUGGAGUUCCUAUUCAAGCAUGAAUUCCUCAAACCUGCUCGAGAUAUCUUUAAUCGAGGCGUGCAAUUUGCAACAGCGGACACAUACAAUAUCUUGCUGCGGUCGGCGGCGCGGCGUCAGGAUAAACGAAUGUUCCAACUUUUCCUGCAAAACAUGUCUCAACAGCAAAUUCAACCCAAUGCCGACACAUGGCUGGCGUUGCUGGAAGCCAUGCUUACUUCCAAGACCAAGUCUUAUAUCAUUAAGGAUAUGGCGAAGAAAGGCUAUAUGAAAGACAUUAACACUGUUCGCGGAGCUCUUCAGCUCACAAUCUCGGAUUCAUUCCUCGUACAUUUGGAUGGUGGCCGAAAUGUGCAUAGCUUUUUUGAUUUAAUGAUGAAGACUAAUGGUGCAGACUGGUUUAGUCCGUCGUUACUUGGCCAGCUGUUCAAUGUGGUUUCUCGAACCAAAAACUUUAAUGCCAUGGACGAGCUUCUGGACAUUUGCAUUCAGAAUCAGCUUGAGCUAAACGGAUCUUGUCUUACGCAAGUAUUGCACAUGGUUGAAGAUGAUAUUCACUCCGCCCUUGAAUAUACGCACAAGUUUCUCGAAAGCCGUCAAUUCAAAAUGGAUAGCCGAGCGUUCGAAAAAUUGUUUUUGAUUGCAUUCCAAGGCCACAACUACAAUAUUUGCCGGGUGCUGUGGCACUAUGCCUGUAUGGAACAAGCUGUGACUUUCAGGAUGCGUUCGACAGUCUUAAACUCUUUCGUUCGCAAUACGUCUGUCAAGAAUGGCUCUGAGGAUAUCAGCAACAUAUGGCAACUCUCUGCUGGCAAGGUGAUUGUCCGAAACAACUUGCGCAACGCCUGUCAGCCCAAAGACUUUCCCAUUAAUGAACUUUCUUCUGAAUUCUGGGAGCAUCCCUUCCUCUAUCUGCUCUCUGGAUUUAAACCGAAAGGGCCAGAACGAGCCCUUCAACUCCGUCUGGCGAAAGCGUUCGUCGAUCAUGAUAUCCAACUUGGGUCCAACGACUAUCAGCCUAAGUAUUCUCUGGCUAUCAUGUUGGAGGCAGCGGUUAUCAUGGAUCGGGAAUGGGAAAAUAAACCAAGGCCCUUGACAUGGAUGCUGCAAAAUGCCAUUGAAAUCCCAAUUAGGACGCGUGACUGA
Penicillium macrosclerotiorum is the source of this 1671-nucleotide messenger RNA. RefSeq lists its product as uncharacterized. The record is from RefSeq and is a predicted model, not a curated record. Gene Ontology annotation, molecular function: protein binding. The transcript has a single exon. The coding region runs from base 1 to 1671 and encodes 556 amino acids. NCBI's taxonomy places the organism in Eukaryota, Fungi, Ascomycota, Eurotiomycetes, Eurotiales, Aspergillaceae.